Messenger RNA from Cydia strobilella, 2429 nucleotides. It is a transcript of the gene Rpn5, whose product is annotated as 26S proteasome non-ATPase regulatory subunit 12. The transcript has 10 exons. The record is from RefSeq and is a predicted model, not a curated record. NCBI's taxonomy places the organism in Eukaryota, Metazoa, Arthropoda, Insecta, Lepidoptera, Tortricidae. Gene Ontology annotation, cellular component: cytoplasm; proteasome regulatory particle, lid subcomplex. Bases 164 to 1519 code for a protein of 451 amino acids.
UCAAACUACGUGAAUUGUCAAGUCAAGAAGAGGAUUGCAAGUCACUUUUUUGUUUCUUGGUUUAUUAUUCUCACUAUCAUAGUCAAUUUAACUUAAAAUAAUACAAAAGGGUGUGUAUUUGAAUAAUACUUCUGUUAUAGUUGGUUUCUAUUUUCCUGAAAAAAUGUCGACGAACGAUGAUCUUACUAGUCUUGAUGCCGGAGGCAAAAUAGUAAAAAUGGAGGUGGACUAUAGCACCACCUGUGAUGAAAAGAUCCCCUUGUGGAAAUCAUGGGCCUCCAAAGGCAAGGUUCAAGAAGCCAUCGACCAGCUGCUGGCGCUGGAGAAGCAGACACGAACGGGUGCUGACAUGGCUUCUACUGCCAGGAUUUUAGUUGCAAUAGUGCAAAUUUGUUUUGAGGCUAAGAACUGGACUGCACUGAAUGAUCAGAUUGUGCUUUUGUCUAAGAGAAGAUCUCAACUUAAACAGGCGGUUGUCAAAAUGGUCCAAGAAUGCUACACUUAUGUUGACAAAACGCCAGACAAGGAGACUAAAGUCAAACUCAUAGAGACUCUGCGAUCCAUCACCGAGGGCAAGAUCUAUGUGGAAGUGGAGAGGGCCAGGCUCACACACAUCUUGGCUAAGAUCCGGGAAGAGGAGGGCAAUGUGGCAGAGGCAGCCAAAAUUAUUCAGGAACUUCAGGUGGAAACCUAUGGCUCCAUGGACAAGCGUGAGAAAGUGGAACUUAUAUUGGAACAGAUGAGGCUGUGCCUUGCUAUCAAGGAUUACGUCCGGACACAAAUUAUCUCAAAGAAGAUCAAUACAAAAUUCUUUGAGGAAGAAAAUACUCAGGAGUUAAAGGAGAAAUUCUACCGCCUGAUGAUCGCCGUAGAUCAGCACAACGGAGCCUAUUUAUCCGUGUGCCGGCAUUUCCGAGCGCUGGGCGCUGCGGGCGGCGCGGACUCGCUCAUAGGCAGUGUGGUGUUUCUCGUACUAGCACCGUAUAACAACGAGCAAGCUGAUCUCACGCAUCGUGUCAACGAGGACAAGGAUCUUGACAAACUGCCUGAUUACAAGCAACUACUGGGGCUGUUCAUAAACCCCGAGAUCAUAAAGUGGAACAGCAUCUGCCAGCACUAUGAGAAGGCGCUGCGAGCGACGCCCUACUUCGACUCGACCGACGAGAAGGGACAGGAGCGAUGGAACGACCUCAAGAACAGGGUGGUAGAACAUAACAUUCGCAUCAUGUCGAUGUACUAUACGCGCAUCUCCACGAAACGCAUGAGCGAGCUGCUAGGCCUCACUGAGACCGAGACGGAGGAAGCGCUCAGCCAACUUGUUGUCAGUGCCGUUGUGAAGGCCAAGAUCGACCGUCCUGCUGGCGUCGUGCAUUUCAGCUUGAACAUGAACGCAUCAGACCGGCUCAACGAGUGGUCGAACAACCUCAACACGCUCAUGCAGCUCGUCAACAAGACCACGCAUCUCAUCAACAAGGAGGAAUGCGUGCACAAACACUUGCUCGCCACGGUUGCCGAGUAACUUACGCGUACCUUAUGUCAAAUUAACAAUAAUUUUCUCUUCCAUAAACUAUCAGUUGGAUAAUUCAAAUACCGAGGCAGUUUCUCGCGUCGAUCAGCGAGAAGCAAGUAGUUUUGACGGUGUUUUUUUUUUCUUUGUGGGCUAGUUUACUUCGAGAAAGGAUGGUAUGUGCAUCUCCUCCAUUCAACGAGACUUACAUAUACAAGUACGUUGUUGAACGAAAUAAUUCUAUCACUAAUCGCCCGGAUAGCUGCAAAAGUUAUUCUACCUUUUGGAUGAAAACAGAUGGAUAAAAAAAUACAGAAUGGUUGCAUGAAAAAACGAACGCGGGCGUAAUAAAACUUUAUCCGAUUUUAUUUCCGAAUUCCAAAAUAAUGCUUGUCCUUUGCUAGGAUCGCCCCCAAAAAUAACUUGUUGCAUAUAACCUAACCUAACUCUUAUUAUUGUGCAACGUUAAAGACUAAUUUCGUAAAUGAAUCGCCUAAGGGUAUUCCAUCUGUCCAAUUUAUUUGUCCCAUGUGCAUUGCGUCUCAUUCUCUCAAUAAUCAAAAUGUGAGACGCAAAUACACAUUGGACCAAGAUAUUGGAUAGAUGGAAUACCAUCCUAAGCUAAACUCUAGAAGGAGAAUUAUUGUUCGGGUGAAAUAUUUUAUUCAUCAGUAUCGGUAUACAUUAUUGAAAAUAAAUAUAUGCACCGUUGCAUUUGUUCCAUAGAAAUAAAUUGGCUUUUAAUAUAGAAUAUGACCUAGAUUAUUCAAUGUAUUGUCUUUGAAAUUUUAUUUGAAUUUUAAUAAUUUUAAUUUCUGGUCAAUAGUGAGUUCCAAUACGUGUCUGUCUGGUAAUGAAACUUUAUCCUUACUUACCUUAUUUCUGUAAGUCUAGUUAAUAAAUACGAAUUGAUAUAAAAUAA